This is a messenger RNA of Peromyscus eremicus (cactus mouse), 2642 nucleotides long. It is a transcript of the gene Lcmt2, whose product is annotated as leucine carboxyl methyltransferase 2. The transcript has a single exon. Gene Ontology annotation, molecular function: tRNA methyltransferase activity; protein binding. NCBI's taxonomy places the organism in Eukaryota, Metazoa, Chordata, Mammalia, Rodentia, Cricetidae. Gene Ontology annotation, biological process: tRNA methylation; wybutosine biosynthetic process. Bases 25 to 2085 code for a protein of 686 amino acids. The record is from RefSeq and is a predicted model, not a curated record.
AGUAUUGCAGAGCGUCUUCGGGUCAUGGGCCCGCGAAGCCGCGAGCGCCGGGCGGGAACGGUCCAGAGCACCAACGACAGCAGCGCCCUCAGCAAGCGAUCGCUGGCCGCACACGGAUACGUGCGCGACGCCUUCGCGGCGCUGCUGGCCCCGGGACCUGUGCGGCGCACGCCGCUCAUCCACCGCGGCUAUUACGUGCGCGCGCGCGCCGUGCGUCACUGCGUGCGCGCCUUCCUCCAGCGUACCGGCGCGCUCCCGGCCCCGACCCGGGCACAGAUCCUGUCUUUGGGUUCAGGCUCCGACUCGCUGUACUUUCGCCUGAAAGCUGCGGGCCUCCUGGCCCGGGCUGCCGUCUGGGAGGUGGACUUCCCGGACGUGUCUCGGCGCAAGGCGGAGAGGAUCAGGGAGACCCCGGAGCUGUGCUCGCUGACCGGCCCUUUCCAGAUCGGGGACUCAGCGUCCGCUCUGUGCUUCGAGAGCUCGGAUUACCGCAUCCUGGGCGCGGACCUGCGUGAGCUCCGGCGAUUAGGCGAGGCCCUGGACGGCGCGGGCCUGGACGCCACCUCACCCACGCUGCUCCUGGCCGAGGCGGUGCUGACCUACCUGGAGCCGGCCGGGGCCGCGGCCCUCAUCGCCUGGGCCGCCCAGCGUUUCCCCGACGCCCUUUUCGUAAUCUAUGAGCAGAUGAAGCCGCGAGACGCCUUCGGGCGAGUCAUGCUGCAGCACUUUGAGCGGCUGCGCUCUCCCCUGCACGGCCUGGAGCUCUUCCCCGACGUGGAGGCCCAGGUGCGGCGCUUCCUUCAAGCUGGCUGGACUGCCUGCAGCGCCCUGGACCUGAACGAGUUCUAUCGCCGCCAUCUCCCCGCAGACGAGCGUCGGCGAGUCGAGACGCUCGAGCCCUUUGAUGAGUUUGAGGAGUGGCAUCUGAAGUGUGCCCACUAUUUCAUCCUAGCAGCAUCUAGGGGAGACACUCUGUCGGAAACUCCGGUGUUUCCGCCCUCAGAGACAUCUUUUCGGAUAGAUCCUGCUUCGCCUUCGGGUUUUUUUUCUGCCAGAGUAGUCACUAGUGACCACCAGCACUCAAGCCUGAAGAGAUACGGCCACACCUCUGUGCUCUUGAGCCCUGGCAUCAUUUUCAGUGCAGGAGGCUUUGGAGAACAAGAGGGGCGACACUGCCGAGUGAGCACGUUUCACUUGCUCUCGAGAUCCUGUGACUCUGAAUGGAAAGGCAGCCAAAUAAGUUCUUUGGGGACUGAAGGCCAGUGGGAUGGACGCCUUUAUCACACCAUGACAAGGCUUUCAGAUACUCAGGUUCUGGUUCUCGGAGGGAGAUUGUCCCCAUUAAGUCCAGCUUCUGGGGCUCUCCAACUUGAUUUAUACAGAGGUGAGGAUAAUUGCCCCGAGAGGCAGAAUGUAACAGUAACAAAGGCUGCCUUGGAAGAAGGUCCCAUGUUGUCCUGUUGGCGGCAUUCAACAACGGAAGUAUACUAUCAGAAUCAAAGAUAUUUGUUUGUGUAUGGUGGCCGAAGUGCGGUGGAACCUGUACUAAGUGACUGUCAUUUCCUACACGUAGAGACAAUGGCUUGGGUCAGAAUCCCAGUAGAAGGGGCAGCCCCAGAAGGUCGGCAUUCCCACAGUGCCUGCAGUUGGCAAGGAGGAGCACUAAUCGCCGGAGGUCUAGGGGCUUCUGAGGAACCAUUGAGCUCUGUACUCUUUCUCAGACCAAAGUCCUCUGGAUUCCUCUGGGAAUCCAUCGAUAUACAGCCCCCCAUUACCCCAAGGUACUCUCACACCGCUCAUGUAUUUAAUGGAAAGCUGCUUCUGGUUGGAGGGGUCUGGAUUCAUUCCUCCUCAGUUCCUGGAGUGACUGUUAUCAAUUUGACUACGGGGUUGAGCUCUGAGUAUCAGCUUGACACAACAUCUGUGCCAUGGCCAUUAAUGUUGCACAACCACAGCAGCACCCUCCUUCCUGAAGAGCAGCAGAUCCUUCUUACUGGAGGUGGAGGGAACUGCUUUUCCUUCGGGACUUACUUCAACCCCCACACAGUGGCAUUAGAUCUGUCUUCCUUAAGUACAGGGCAAUAAAGACUGGACUCUUGACAUAUUCAGGACCUAAGAAUGAAUUCGGUUGUAGAUAUUGCCACCCCCAACACACACCUCUUUUACCACAUUAUUGAGUGUAGAACUUGAAAACUCAUUAAAAUAAAUACCAACAAUGAGAUGGUAGGAAAAUAAAACAGUUAAAGGAGUGUCCGUACAUCCUAGAGACCUCAGCAUCAUGUGUCCAUUUUAUUGGGUUUCUACCAAUUUUCAAAUCUUAGCCAUUUAUUAAGGCACAACAACCUUUAGCCUAAGUAAAAAAUUUCCCAAACUGGGUCUGAGACCUAGAUUAUAUUUGGGAAAAAGUUUCACACAGAUCUUUAGUAGGAAUACAAAACUGAAUAUAGAUGAGGAACACAGUUUUGACGUGUUUCUUUGUGUGUAAAAUCUGAAAUGAACACUGCAGUUUGAAGACUUAUGCUUUUAGUUUGAACACAGGGCUGGCUUUAACAAUGAGAAAAAAUACAACUUGAAAAUUGUGCUUUUGAUCACUUUUUUUUGCUAAUGUUUUGUGUUAAUAAACCAGACAUUUCAUGCCUUAA